AUGCCCGGCAAGCACCAGCACUUCCAGGAACCCGGGGUCGGCUGCUGCGGGAAAUACUUCCUGUUUGGCUUCAACAUUGUCUUCUGGGUGCUGGGAGCCCUGUUCCUGGCCAUUGGCCUCUGGGCCUGGGGUGAGAAGGGCGUUCUCUCCAACAUCUCGGCGCUGACAGAUCUGGGAGGCCUGGACCCCGUGUGGCUGUUCGUGGUGGUUGGAGGCAUCAUGUCGGUGCUGGGUUUUGCCGGCUGCAUCGGGGCCCUCCGGGAGAACACCUUCCUGCUCAAGUUUUUUUCAGUGUUCCUUGGCCUCAUCUUCUUCCUGGAGCUCGCGACAGGGAUCCUGGUCUUCGUCUUCAAGGACUGGAUACGAGACCAGCUCAACCUCUUCAUCAACAACAACGUCAAGGCCUAUCGGGACGACAUUGACCUCCAGAACCUCAUUGACUUUGCUCAGGAAUACUGGUCUUGCUGUGGAGCCCGAGGGCCCAACGACUGGAACCUCAAUAUCUAUUUCAACUGCACUGACUUGAACCCGAGCCGGGAGCGCUGCGGGGUGCCCUUCUCCUGCUGCGUGAGGGACCCUGCGGAAGAUGUUCUCAACACCCAGUGUGGCUAUGACGUCCGGCUCAAACUGGAGCUGGAGCAGCAGGGCUCCAUCCACACGAAAGGCUGCGUGGGCCAGUUUGAGAAGUGGCUGCAGGACAACCUGAUCAUCGUGGCCGGGGUCUUCGUGGGCAUUGCCCUCCUGCAGAUCUUUGGCAUCUGCCUGGCCCAGAACCUCGUGAGUGACAUCCAGGCGGUGAAGGCCAACUGGAUCAAACAUGAUGAUGGCUGCAAACUACUUAAAUAA
Molecule: messenger RNA, 846 nt
Organism: Pipistrellus nathusii (Nathusius's pipistrelle)
Lineage: Eukaryota; Metazoa; Chordata; Mammalia; Chiroptera; Vespertilionidae
Source: the annotation of a GenBank genome assembly